Saccharomyces eubayanus is the source of this 900-nucleotide messenger RNA. It is a transcript of the gene TMT1, whose product is annotated as trans-aconitate 3-methyltransferase. Bases 1 to 900 code for a protein of 299 amino acids. The record is from RefSeq and is a predicted model, not a curated record. Lineage: Eukaryota; Fungi; Ascomycota; Saccharomycetes; Saccharomycetales; Saccharomycetaceae. The transcript has a single exon.
AUGUCUACCUUUUCUGCUUCUGAUUUCAAUUCAAAAAGAUACUCCUCUUCAAGACCUUCCUACCCUUCUGAAUUCUACAAGAUAGUAGAUGAAUACCACGAAGGUGAUAGAAAACUACUCGUUGAUGUCGGAUGUGGUCCAGGCACUGCUACUCUGCAAAUGGUCGAGGAAUUAAAACCGUUCAACCGAAUCAUUGGAAGUGAUCUUUCUGCCACAAUGAUUAAAACUGCCAAUGCUAUAAGGGAAGAUAAUCCCAACAUAUACAAGAACGUUUCAUUUGAAAUCUCUCCCAGUGAUAGUUUUGAAUUUUUGGGCACUGAUUCAGCUGACAAGCAAAAGAUUGACAUGAUUACCGCGGUGGAAUGUGCCCAUUGGUUUGAUUUCGACAAAUUUCAAAGAUCUGUCCAUGCCAAUUUGAGAGAAGACGGGACAAUUGCUAUUUGGGGGUACGCAGACCCCAUCUUUCCGGACUAUCCUGAAUUUGACGAUUUGAUGGAUGAUGUUCCAUAUGGCAAGGAAACCCUAGGCCCUUACUGGGAACAACCAGGUAGAUCACGCCUCCGCAACAUGCUGAAAGACUUCACCCUGGAUCCGAAGCUUUUCCGUCAUAUUCAAGUGUCAUAUUUUUAUGCAACAGACAUGAGAGACUUGGAAAAAUUUCGCCAACAUAAAGAAAAACCACUCUUAAUAAGAAAGCAAAUCACUUUGCUGGAGUUUGCAGAAUACGUCAGAACCUGGAGUGCUUACCACCAAUGGAAGCAGGAUCCGAAGAACGAAGGUAAACAGGAUAUCGCGGACUGGUUUAUUGAGGAAUCGUUGAGAAGAAGACCGGAACUUACUGCUAAUACCAAGAUUGAAGUUGUUUGGAACACUUUUUAUAAGCUCGGUAAAAGGAUCUAG